Phascolarctos cinereus (koala) is the source of this 909-nucleotide messenger RNA. RefSeq names its product olfactory receptor 6C2-like. Gene Ontology annotation, cellular component: membrane. Gene Ontology annotation, molecular function: G protein-coupled receptor activity; olfactory receptor activity. Gene Ontology annotation, biological process: G protein-coupled receptor signaling pathway. Lineage: Eukaryota; Metazoa; Chordata; Mammalia; Diprotodontia; Phascolarctidae. The record is from RefSeq and is a predicted model, not a curated record.
AUGAGAAAUCACACAAGGAUUACAUUAUUCAUUCUACAGGGACUGACAGAUGACCCACAGCUAAAAGUUUUGCUUUUUAUCUUUCUGUUUUUCAACUUCAUGUUGAGGGUAGUUGGGAACCUGACCAUCACCAUCCUCACUUUGGUGAAUUCCAACCAGAAAACACUCAUGUAUUUUUUUCUCAGAAAUUUCUCCUUCUUAGAAAUCUCAUUUACUACUGCCUGUAUUCCCAGGUACCUCUAUAGCAUAUCAACUGGGGACAAUACCAUUUCCCUUGAUGCUUGCUUCACCCAAAUAUUCUCUGUCAUCUUUUUAGGGGCAGCACAGUUCUUUCUUCUGGCCACCAUGUCCUAUGACCGCUAUGUGGCCAUUUGCAAACCUCUGCAGUACACAACUACCAUGAACAGCAAAGUCUGUAACCAGCUCCUGCUGGGUUCCUGGCUAUCUGGGCUGAUGAUCAUCCUCCCACCACUUAGCCUGGGCCUCCAGUUGGAAUUCUGUGACUCCAAUGUCAUUGAUCAUUUUGGCUGUGAUGCAUUUCCCCUGCUGAAGAUUGUGAGCUCAGACACAGAAUUCAUAGAGAGGAUGGUUUUAAUUUUUCCUGUGUUGACACUCAUCACUUUACUCAUGGUGCUUUGGUCCUAUGCCUACAUAAUAAAGAUAAUUCUCAAAUUCCCUUCUGCCCAACACAGACAAAAGGCCUUUUCCACCUGUUCCUCCCACAUGAUUGUUGUCUCCAUCAUUUAUGGAAGCUGCAUUUUCAUGUAUAUGAAACCUUCUGCAAAGGAAGGAGUGGCUUUGAACAAGGUAGUAUCAGUACUAGCAACAUCUGUCACCCCAGUAAUGGACCCCUUUAUUUACACUCUGAGGAAUAAGCAAGUCAUACAAGCCUUUAAGGAUUUAGUUUAA